UCCUAUGCCUCUCACACUCACUGCGUUAAACUUGCCAUGCUUGCAAGCAGUUGCUCAUGAGGACUGGACUCUCAAGCUCUCUCUACUUACCACUGACAUCUUAUGCUACAACACACAGCACUACAAGAGGAUCUAGGAUUGUACUCAUCAUCCACGUGCAUGACUGUAGCUACAUUGUAACACUGUAUUUUCUGCUGGCUUCUUGCACAAUCUUCCUUCAUGUUGUCAUUAUAGAGAUGUCUCAAAGUAACCUACAGUAAUCAACUCGGAUGUCCACCUUCCUGGGACUAUUUGGUUUCCUCAACUGGCUCCCUUUGGAUCACUUGAUUGAAAGAGGUUGAUUAUCCGGGACUUGUUGGACUGAGUAAGGAUUAACUAUAGGAGCCCACCCUGUACUUGUACCCUGCACCUUUUAAGAGACCCCCCUAUCCUGGACUGGAAAAUGCACUUGCUGGAAGUAGCCCUACUUUUUCUUUACUCAGUAUUAAUCCAGGGGGACACGGCUUACGAGUCAGGACAAGGGUACUACGACGAUCCGGAAUUUUUCGACACGAAGGAUCAUCCAAAUAAGGAAUUGGAAGAGCAACUACGGGCUGUGUCCAGUGUGGAUGAACUUAUGACACUUCUUUACCCGGAAUCUUGGAAAAUGUUCAAGUGUCAAUUAAGGCAAGGAGGACUAUCCGGCUUUGAUGCUAGAAGAGAUCAUAGUGUUAAAUUUGCAGCUGCACAUUACAAUUACAAUGCUGAUAUCUGGAAAAGCAUCGAAAUUGAGUGGAGAAAAACCCUGUGCAUGCCACGUGAAGUAUGUGUAGAUGUGGGGAAAGAGUUUGGAGCUGCAACAAACACCUUCUUUAAACCUCCUUGUGUAUCCGUGUACAGAUGUGGGGGUUGCUGUAAUAGCGAAGGUCUACACUGCAUGAACACAAGCUCAACAUAUGUCAGCAAAACACUUUUUGAAAUUACAGUCCCGUUGUCUCAAGGACCAGUAAAGCCAGUAACAAUUAGCUUUGCAAACCAUACUUCCUGCCGGUGCAUGUCGAAGUUGGAUGUUUACAGACAAGUUCAUUCAAUUAUUAGGAGAUCUUUGCCAGCAACCCAAACACAAUGUCAAGUCGCAAACAAAACAUGUCCUAGAAAUCAUAUGUGGAACAAUCAUUUAUGUAAAUGCAUACCACACCAUGACUUUGGAUUUUCCUCUCACGCAGAUGAAUCAGAAUCAGCUGAGGAAUUUAGUGAUAUAUGUGGACCAAAUAAAGAGCUGGAUGAAGAAACUUGCCAAUGUGUCUGCAAAGGAGGUUUGGUACCUUCGAGCUGUGGCCCUCAUAAGGAACUGGACAGGACAUCAUGCCAAUGUGUCUGUAAAAAUAAACUCCUGUCAACGUCUUGUGGACCCAACAAAGAAUAUGAUGAAGAAAGGUGCCAGUGUGUAUGUAAAAAGUCAUGCCCAAAACACCAGCCACUGAAUCCCACAAAAUGUACAUGUGAGUGCUUAGAAUCGCCAAAUAAAUGCUUCUUGAAAGGAAAAAGAUUUCAUCAUCAAACAUGCAGUUGCUACAGACCACCAUGUGCAACUCGACCGAAACGUUGUGACGCUGGGUUUUAUUACAGCGAAGAAGUUUGCCGUUGUGUUCCUACGUACUGGAAGAGACCACAUAUGAAAUGAUUGCAUUCUCUCAAGACAGGCUUCACACACUUUUGAAAAACAUGGACAACAUUGUUUCAAAUUUUGGAUUACUUUUAUAUUGAAGACCCAAAACAGGAUUAAGACAUUUUGUGCAUUCUGCAAAAGUAUGGAAUUGAAGUUUAAAAUGAGCUGAGACUGUCAUUUUAAGGACUUAACAGGACUUUUUUUUAGCCAAUGACAAAGCAGCCCGGGUUUUCCAAAUAUUUUUUUUAUUAAGAUAAUGACUAUAUAAUUUAUUUCCACUAGAAAUAUUGUGCAGCGUUCGUGUUUAUAGCAGUAACAAUGUAAAAGUGCACUGUGAUCCAUAUUUUUAUAUCAUGUAAAGUAUGUUUAAAAUAAAAAAAACCCCACAAAUUUGUACUAUAAAA
This is a messenger RNA of Spea bombifrons (plains spadefoot toad), 2052 nucleotides long. RefSeq names its product vascular endothelial growth factor C (gene VEGFC). The coding region runs from base 443 to 1663 and encodes 406 amino acids. Lineage: Eukaryota; Metazoa; Chordata; Amphibia; Anura; Pelobatidae. The record is from RefSeq and is a predicted model, not a curated record. Gene Ontology annotation, cellular component: membrane. Gene Ontology annotation, molecular function: growth factor activity; chemoattractant activity; vascular endothelial growth factor receptor 3 binding. Gene Ontology annotation, biological process: positive regulation of mast cell chemotaxis; response to hypoxia; induction of positive chemotaxis. The transcript is spliced from 7 exons.